AUAUAGUCGUCCACGUUCAUACUAUUCCAGUAAAAGUGUGCUCGAAGAUACACGAUCAAGACAUAAAAGUAAUUUCUCCCCUUAUAACAAAACAUCUUCACCCAGACAUCUUCCAGUCAUCAGCACAACCUCUUCCAAUUCACCACCACCUUCAUCGACAAUAACUGACAUAAAACAUAGUCUCGAUAAUGGUUGUAAAUCAGCCGCCAAUACUUUAACAAAAUUCAUACAAGCGAUUGGAUCAUUACUUAUAGAAGCUACUAAAAAUUUCAAUAUUUUGCUGACGGGUGCCACUUCUUUUGAUGCAAAGAAAAUUGGAUAUUCUCAGAGUGGGUUUUAUAUGUUACGUGAGUUUCAUCAAGAAGUCGAAGAAUAUCUUAAAAAAGAGUUUCCUACCUCUCAAGUUGAAAGUAAUGGCAAUGAUAAGAAGUGGUCCGUUUGCAUCAGUAAUUUUAUUGAUGCGAAACAAGUUCGUAGGCAUCUCAGCUUGAAAGAAACGAAUGAUUAG
Messenger RNA from Dentiscutata erythropus, 508 nucleotides. The record is from the annotation of a GenBank genome assembly. Lineage: Eukaryota; Fungi; Glomeromycota; Glomeromycetes; Diversisporales; Gigasporaceae.